GAUAAAUGCUGGUGGCUGCAACGAAAGCUAAUUAUUCCGUCAGCAGCUCCGCAUCUCUAUUUCUCUGCUGCUGCUCCUCUUUCUCCUCCUUCCUCACCUCCUCCUUUCUCUCCAUUCGAUCUCAGUUCCCAAUCGUCUUUCCAUUUCUUGUCGCUGUUGAUUGAGAUGGCAGGAUCUGUUAUUCAGCAGUUAUUGAGGAGAAAACUCCAAUCACUUUCUCCUAAUCCUUCUUCUAUGUCAUCCAUUGUCACAAAGAACAAUGAUGCUGGCUCAACUGGCAGCAGCUCCAUAAGAGCCCUCGCAUUAAUUGGAGCUGUUGUCUCAGGGUUUUUGGGUUUCGCGACAACAGCAUCAGCUGAUGAAGCUGAGCAUGGCCUGUCAUGUCCAAGCUAUCCAUGGCCUCACGAGGGCAUCCUCAGUUCAUAUGACCAUGCUUCGAUUCGUCGUGGACAUCAAGUUUAUCAACAAGUUUGUGCUUCCUGUCAUUCUAUGUCUUUGAUAUCAUACCGUGAUUUGGUCGGUGUUGCUUAUACUGAAGAAGAGGUAAAGGCUAUGGCUGCGGAGAUUGAGGUGGUUGAUGGCCCUAAUGAUGAGGGUGAGAUGUUUACACGCCCUGGUAAACUCAGUGAUCGCCUUCCUCAGCCAUAUGCAAAUGAAGCAGCUGCUAGGUUUGCUAAUGGAGGAGCCUAUCCUCCAGAUCUAAGUCUUAUUACCAAAGCUCGGCACAAUGGUCAGAACUAUGUGUUUGCCCUUCUAACCGGUUAUCGUGAUCCCCCUUCCGGUGUUUCGAUUAGAGAAGGACUGCACUAUAAUCCUUAUUUUCCUGGCGGGGCCAUUGCUAUGCCUAAAAUGCUUAAUGAUGGUGCUGUUGAGUAUGAAGAUGGUACCCCUGCUACAGAAUCUCAGAUGGGGAAAGAUGUUGUGUCAUUUCUGUCUUGGGCUGCCGAACCUGAGAUGGAAGAGAGAAAACUGAUGGGAUUUAAAUGGAUAUUUGUACUAUCACUAGCAUUACUUCAAGCUGCCUAUUACCGCCGCCUUCGGUGGUCUGUUCUAAAGUCUCGCAAGCUGGUUCUUAAUGUUGUCAAUUAGCUGCCUUCAAGCUUCACUUUUCAUUUUAGGAAAAAUUAUUUUGUGGCAAUGAUUGUCAAAUAUUAUCAUGUCAAAUUUGUUGACGGGCGAACCUGAAGCAGAUUCUGUUUAUGUUUGAGAUAGAAAUAAAGUUGUUGCAUUGUAUGUGAGAUAAGUUACUUCACUUUUUCUCCCCCUUCUUAAACCUGUGUAUUUCUUACAUUCUCUAGGACCCUUGCACUCUUAUUUUGACGAAAUGUGAAUUUUCAUAAUAAUUGAUCUGUGGUUGGGUUUUA
Messenger RNA from Lotus japonicus, 1364 nucleotides. Its product is annotated as cytochrome c1-2, heme protein, mitochondrial. The record is from RefSeq and is a predicted model, not a curated record. Gene Ontology annotation, biological process: mitochondrial electron transport, ubiquinol to cytochrome c. Bases 166 to 1089 code for a protein of 307 amino acids. NCBI's taxonomy places the organism in Eukaryota, Viridiplantae, Streptophyta, Magnoliopsida, Fabales, Fabaceae. Gene Ontology annotation, molecular function: electron transfer activity; heme binding. The transcript has 8 exons.